AGAUUCCAGGGCCCACGGUGGCCUGCAGGGGCUCCUGGGAAGCCCCAUCUGAGGUGCUGGGGGUUCUCUGGUUACAUGGGCCUGGGGAGGGGCCCACCUGGCCUCACCCAUCCAAGGGGCGGGGUCCUCCCUCACUCCAUUGCCUGUUUACUGGUCUGGGGGUCUGGUUUUCUCGCGCCACCUCUGGAACCUGGGGGUGGAGGGGAGAAGGCUCACCUGGGGCCACUUCCCAGGACACACCCCCAGCGCUAGGCUCCUCGCCCCGCUGAAAGGCGUUGCUGAUGGGUGAGUGCGCCCCCCUCAGUUUUGACCCCAGGUGGGGCUGACGCAGGCUUGCACGGAGGCUUGCGGGGAGGGGAUGUCUCCGCUCACCACGCCCAGGGCGGGCAGCCUCCCUCCCUGGGAGGGGUGAAUGUAGUUUGGCCUACACUGGUUCGGUCUCCCGCAGGUCCCCACCCUACCUGGGACAAUACUCUCUGGAAAGCGGCUCUCCACCCACUGCCACACCCCACACUGGCUGGCAAGGCCCCUUGAACCCCACUCCAAAAAUGCAGGGGAACCGCCCCAGAAUCCCUGUCCACCCACUGCCUCACCCAAGGGACUGGCAGGAGGGGCCAGCUUCCCGGAGGGGGCGGGUCAGGUGGACAGGUCAGUCCUGAGAGCAGGGCUGGAGGCCGCAGAGACGCCACCUGCAGGGGCCUGAGAAGGUUCGGUGUGGGGCUCUGAGACAGUCCAGCCUCAUAAGGCCCUGCACUGGCCCAGGGUGAGGCAGACAAUGGCCUUGCAGGCUGCUCUGCCUCCCCUGGGGUCCCGUGGGACCCCCACCCACUGCAGCCUCCUGCUCCUGCUUCUCAGCCUCGUGCCCCCUCCCCCAUCCUUGGCAGGUGCCCUGAGGUCAGGCAGCUGUUCCAAGUUCUGGACAGGUGGCCCGAGUCCUGGCGGGUGCUCCGAAUCUCGGCGGGUGCCCUGAGUCCUGAACAGGUGCCCUGAGUUCCAGAUGGGUGCCCCAAGUUGUAGGAUGGGUGCUACCUUCUAGGGUCCGGGCUGCAGACUCACGACCGGGUGUCAUGACCCCCUGGCUGCAAGGCACCUCCCGGGACCUGUCUUGGCAGCGGCCUGAGCUGACCGUCCUCCUCCCGAGGGACCGGCGGGACACAGAGAAGAAAGCCUGCCCACCAGAGCGGAAGGCCCGUGUGGUGGAUGAAAACCUUGUAUUCUACGAGCCCUGGGAGCUGGAGGCCUGUGUAGAUGGGGCCCUGCUGGCCGCUCAGAUGGACCGGGUGAACAUGGUGCCCUUCACCUACCAGCAGCUGGGCGUUUUUAAGCGCAAAUUGGACGAGCUCUAUCCACAGGGGUACCCCGAGUCCCUGGUCCGGCACCUCGGGUACUUCUUCCUUGAGCUCACCCCCGAGGACAUCCACAAGUGGAACACGAUAUCCCUGGAAACCGUGAAAUCUCUUCUUGAAGUCAGCAAAGGGCACAAAAUGGAUGCUCAGGUGGCUGCCCUGAUUGCCCGCUAUCUGGUGGGAGGGGGCCAGCUGGACAAAGCCACUCUGGACACACUGGCCGCUUUCCAUCCGACGUACCUGUGCUUCCUCAGUCCUGAGCAGCUGGAGUCAGUGCACCACAGCGUUGUUUGGGCAGCCCGGUCCCCGGAUCUGGAUGCAUGCCGCCCGGCCCAGAUGGAUGUACUCUAUCGCAAGGCCCGCCUUGCCUUCCAGAACAUGAGCGGGUCUGAAUACUUCGAGAAGAUGAAGCUCUAUCUGGGUGGGGCCGCCACGGAGGACCUGCGGGCUCUCAGCCGUCAGAACAUAAGCAUGGACUUGGCCACAUUCCGGACGCUGCGGCCCGAGGCAGUGGUGCCGCUGACCGUUGCCGAGGUCCGAAACCUUCUGGGUCCGAACCUGGUGGGCCUGAAGGCGGCGCGGGAGAGCAGCCCCGUGCGGGAUUGGAUCUCACGGCAGCGGCAGGAGGACCUGGACAGUCUGGGCCUGGGGCUUCGAGGCGGCAUCCCCAAUGGCUACCUGGUCUUGGACCUCAGCUUCCGAGAGGCCCUCUCAGGGGGCGCCCGCCUGCUCCGACCCGGACCUGUGCUCACUGCGGCCCCGACUCUGCUGUGGGCUUUGGUCCCGAACUGAGCCCGCUGCUCCGGAUGCUGGACCUGCCCUGCUGGAGGCCCCGCCUGGCCAAAGCGGCCCCGGUGCUCCCUGGCCCGCCUCAAGGGGACUGGGGUUCAAUAAAAGGACACUUUCCUUCCCUGCAGAGGCACCCUGUGGUGUUCUGAGGACGCGGUGGGAAGGCCCUGACCUGGCAGAUGUGGUUCCCGAGUUGUAGCCCCUCCUAUUUGCACUUGGAGGAGGGGGUCCAGGGGAGGUAGUCCAGGCAGGCAGGUGGCCUUCAGGGCCUUCCUACCACUGUUUCCAGUCCUGGGGUCUCCCCUCCGAGUCCGGGCCAACACUCAGGGGACACGGCCGGAAGACGACGGCACAGAAGUCCGUUCCCGGCUGAGAAGGUCUCUGCCCCUCCUCGGGCUCAGAACAAAGGGACACAGGCGGAAGGUCACCUUGUCUUUUAUUCAAAUCCCUCAGGGAUGCCCCCUCCCAGCAGCAUCUGAGGGAG
Molecule: messenger RNA, 2619 nt
Organism: Acinonyx jubatus (cheetah)
Lineage: Eukaryota; Metazoa; Chordata; Mammalia; Carnivora; Felidae
Gene: MSLN
Product: mesothelin
Exons: 13
Coding region: 1068-2138 (356 amino acids)
Biological process (GO): cell-matrix adhesion
Cellular component (GO): cell surface
Source: RefSeq, a predicted model, not a curated record